ACCAACAUUAUUCUUGACCUUUUUCAAACUACCUAAAACAUCAAAAUUUCAAGAUUAAACCACCACCCCAAAUCUUAAAAACCAAACUACUGUCAUGGUACGGUCAUCAACCUCUAGCAAGGAUUCACCGGAGAUCGAAAUCAAUGUCGAUAGCACCCCUUCGUCGUUGCCUCCCCACCACCCUCCUCCCCCUCAUCAGAAUCAAAACCAACAAAUUUCCGAAGAAUGGUUUCCAUGGCUAGUUCCGCUUAUUUUUGUUAUCAACGUCGUUCUUUUUGUAGCCUCGAUGUAUAUCAACAACUGCCCGGCCCAUUCUACAAGUUGCAUUGGCUCGGAUAUCCUUCAUCGGUUUGCCUUUGAAAAUGUUCAUGAAAACCCCCUUCUUGGCCCUUCCACCACCACGUUGCUAAAAAUGGGGGCAUUGGAUGCAAAUAAAGUGAACCAAGAAGGACAACGAUGGCGGAUUGUUACUUGCAUGUGGUUACAUGCUGGCUUGUUCCAUAUUUUCGCGAAUAUGUUGAGUCUUCUAGGUGUUGGAAUUCGUCUCGAGCAGGAGUUUGGAUUUAUAAGAAUUGGAUUGCUUUAUGUAAUUUCCGGGCUUGGUGGUAGCUUGUUGUCGUCGUUGUUUAUCAGAAAAUCGAUCUCUGUUGGUGCAUCCGGAGCCCUGUUUGGUUUACUUGGAGCAAUGCUUUCCGAACUAGUUACUAAUUGGUCUGUUUACGCGAAUAAGUUGACAGCAAUAACGACGCUUAUUCUCAUGAUUGUGAUAAACCUAAUGGUCGGGAUCCUCCCACACGUGGAUAACUUUGCCCACAUAGGAGGAUUCGUUACAGGGUUCUUGCUCGGGUUUAUUCUUUUGGCUCGACCACAGUUUGAUUGGAUUGUCCCCCCUGGUUACUAUGGGCACCCUAUGAAACCACAAUACAAGUUAUAUCAAUGCAUUUUACUCGGUCUCUCUGUAAUAGCUUUAUUUGCGAUAUUUACAACCGGAUUCAUACUCCUUUUCCGUAAAGUUGAUGGAAACGAUUAUUGUUCUUGGUGUCAUUAUCUAAGUUGUGUGCCUACGCCUCUAUGGAGCUGUGAUCCGCAAUGCAACGAAAGAAGGAAAGGAUGCAUAUGAGAAAUUUUUGGGUGGG
Messenger RNA from Erigeron canadensis, 1136 nucleotides. Its product is annotated as RHOMBOID-like protein 2. Gene Ontology annotation, biological process: proteolysis. Bases 95 to 1120 code for a protein of 341 amino acids. The transcript is spliced from 6 exons. Lineage: Eukaryota; Viridiplantae; Streptophyta; Magnoliopsida; Asterales; Asteraceae. Gene Ontology annotation, cellular component: membrane. The record is from RefSeq and is a predicted model, not a curated record. Gene Ontology annotation, molecular function: serine-type endopeptidase activity.